Passer domesticus (house sparrow) is the source of this 3814-nucleotide messenger RNA. RefSeq names its product homeobox B4 (gene HOXB4). Gene Ontology annotation, cellular component: nucleus; nucleoplasm. Gene Ontology annotation, biological process: anterior/posterior pattern specification; positive regulation of transcription by RNA polymerase II; embryonic skeletal system morphogenesis. Lineage: Eukaryota; Metazoa; Chordata; Aves; Passeriformes; Passeridae. The record is from RefSeq and is a predicted model, not a curated record. Gene Ontology annotation, molecular function: RNA polymerase II cis-regulatory region sequence-specific DNA binding; DNA-binding transcription factor activity, RNA polymerase II-specific.
GGCCCGCGCUGUCACAUGGCCAACUUUGUUCACUUGACACAAUUAAUGGCCAUGAGCUCGUUUUUGAUCAACUCCAACUAUGUGGACCCCAAGUUCCCACCCUGUGAAGAAUAUUCCCACAGCGAUUACCUUCCCAAUCACUCGCCGGAAUAUUACGGCAGCCAGAGGCACCGGGAGAGCUCUUUCCAGCAUGAGGCGAUGUACGAGGCGCGGGCAGCCUGCAAGGAGCAGCUCUACCCGCCGUGCCGGGGCUCGGGCCAGCCCUGCGCUCCGCCGCCGGGCCCCCCCAGCCCGCCCCCGGCCGGGCCGGGCCCCGCGGGCCCGCGCGGGGAGCCCGUGGUUUACCCCUGGAUGAAAAAAGUCCAUGUAAGCACGGUGAGCCCCGGUUUCUGCGGCGGCGAGGCGAAGCGCUCGCGCACGGCGUACACACGGCAGCAGGUGCUGGAGCUGGAGAAGGAGUUCCACUACAACCGCUACCUGACGCGGCGGCGGCGCGUGGAGAUCGCGCACGCGCUCAGCCUCAGCGAGCGCCAGAUCAAGAUCUGGUUCCAGAACCGCCGCAUGAAGUGGAAGAAGGAUCACAAACUGCCCAACACCAAGAUCAGGUCCGGCUCCUCCUCCGGCGCCCUGCAGGCCCCGCAAGGAGGAGGAUCCCAAAGGCAGAUCCCGCAGGGAGGAGCCCAAAGCCAGAUCCUACAGGGAGGAGGAGCCCAAACUCAGAUCCCGCAAGGAGGGCCCCAAAGGCAGAUCCCGCAAGGAUCCCAAAGUCAAAUCCCGCAAGGAUCCCAAAGUCAAAUCCCACAAGGAUCCCAAAGUCGAUCCCACGGACCGGCCGCCGCCCUAUAACCGCCCCGCUGGAUGCGUGUUUGGGGUGUGAACUCGUGCGAGUGCAGACAGGGAAAUGGGAUAAUUUUAAUUUCUGUCGUUUUUUUAAUGAUUGUUUGAAGCGCGGGGAAAGGCAGGGCUGCUCUUCAUUGCCCAACACCGAGACCAGGUCAGGUCCUCCUGAUCCCUGGGGAUCCCUCAGGGAGGAUCCCAAAGGCAGAUCCCACAGGGAGGAGGAGCCCAAAGCCAGAUCCUACAGGGAGGAGGAGCCCAAACUCAAAUCCCACAAGAAGGAGGAGCCAAAAUUCACAUCCCGCAAGGAGGGCCCCAAAGUCAAAUCCCGCAAGGAUCCCAAAGUCAAAUCCCACAAGGAUCCCAAAGUCGAUCCCACGGACCGGCCGCCGCCCUAUAACCGCCCCUCUGGAUGCGUGUUUGGGGUGUGAACUCGUGCGAGUGCAGACAGGGAAACGGGAUAAUUUUAAUUUCUGUCGUUUUUUUAAUGAUUGUUUGAACCGCGGGGAAAGGCGGGGCUGCUCUUCAUUGCCCAACACCGAGACCAGGUCGGGUCCUCCUGAUCCCUGGGGAUCCCUCAGGGAGGAUCCCAAAGGCAGAUCCCACAAGGAUCCCAAAGGCAGAUCCUACAGGGAGGAGGAUCCCAAAGCCAAACCCUGCAAGGGGGAUCCCAAACUCAAAUCCCACAAGGAGGAGGAUCCCAAAGGCAGAUCCCACAAGGAUCCCAAAGGCAGAUCCCUCAAGGAGGAGGAUCCCAAAGGCAGAUCCUACAGGGAGGAGGAUCCCAACCACAGAUCCUGCAGGGACCAUCCCAAACACAAAUCCCACAAGGAGGAGGAUCCCAAAUGCAGAUUCCACAGGGAAGAUCCCAAAUGCAGAUUCCACAGGGAGGAGGAUCCCAAUCACAGAUCCCUCAAGGAAGAUUCCAACCACAGAUCCUGCAGGGAGGAUCCCAAACACAAAUCCCACAAGGAGGAGGAUCUUGAAAGCAGAUCCCAAAAGGAGGAUCCCAAACUUGAUCCUACAAGGAGGAGGAUCCCAUCUGCAGAUCCCACAGGGAGGAGGAUCCCAACCACAGAUACCUCAAGGAGGAUCCCAAACGCAGAUCCCACAAGGAUCCAAAACUCAAAUCCCACAAGGAGGAGGAUCCUGAAAGCUGAUCCCAAAAGGAGGAUCCCAAACCCAGAUCCCACAAGGAUCCCAAACUCGAUCCCACGGACGGGCCGCCGCCCCAUAACCGCCCCGCUGGAUGUGUGCGCAUGUUUGGGGUGUGAACUCGUGCGAGUGCAGAGAAGGAAACACACAAUAAUUUUAAUUUUUAUCAUUUUUUACACUGACUCCAACGGCGGGGACAGACAGGGUGCUCAUUAUUUAUGGCUAAUAAGUUGAAGGUUUAUUUUUAUUUUAACUAUGGGGACAUGCGGGUGCUGUUUAUUUCCACCAAUAAUUUGAAUUUUGGUCAUUUUUACACCAAUUUUAACCUGGGGGACAGGCGGAUGCUGUUUAUUUCCACCAAUAAUUUGAAUUUUGGUCAUUUUAAUGCCAAUUUUAACCUGGGGAACAGGCGGGUGCUGUUUAUUUCCACCAAUAAUUUGAAUUUUGGUCAUUUUUACACCAAUUUGAAUGGCGAGGACAGGCGGGUGCUGUUUAUUUCCACCAAUAAUUUGAAUUUUGGUCAUUUUUACACCAAUUUGAAUGGUGAGGACAGGCGGGUGCUGUUUCUUUCCACCAAUAAUUUGAAUUUUAUCAUUUUUACGCCAAUUUUAACCAUGGGGACAUGCGGGUGCUGUUUAUUUCCACCAAUAAUUUGAAUUUUGGUCAUUUUUACACCAAUUUUAACCUGGGGGACAGGCGGGUGCUGUUUAUUUCCACCAAUAAUUUGAAUUUUGGUCAUUUUUACACCAAUUUGAAUGGCGAGGACAGGCGGGUGCUGUUUAUUUCCACCAAUAAUUUGAAUUUUGGUCAUUUUAAUGCCAAUAUUAACCUGGGGAACAGGCGGGUGCUGUUUCUUUCCACCAAUAAUUUGAAUUUUGGUCAUUUUCGCACCGAUUCCAACGGCGGGGCCGGGCUGCUUGUGGUGGGGCCAGCUGAGCACAAAGCCGGGGCAGCUCCGGGAAGAGGAGGCUGCAGAAGGAUUUUUUUUUUGGCGAUUUGGCUGAGAUGGAUCCUUGUUUCAUCUUUAAUCACGCCGAGCUCGGCCCCAUUUGUCAUGUUUACUCUCCGUACAAAGGACGGACCUUAUGUCUGCUAUUACCCCGACAGCCGCCGCGCUUUAAUAAAUGAGCCUCGGCUUCUCCCCACCAACUGCAGCUUCUCCACCACCCCUUUUUGCUUUUUUCUCCUCCUUUUUUUCUUUUUUUUCUCCUUUUUUUUCCUUUUUUUUAUCCUCCUUUUUUUCUUUUUAUUCUUCUUUUUUUUCCCCCUCCUUUUUUCCCGUUUUAUUUUUUUCUUUCCUUUAUUUUUCAUUAUUUUUCUUGGUUAAUUUUCUUUUUUUUUCCUCUUAUUUUCUCCCUUUUCCCCCCUCUUCUUAAAAAUCUUCCUUUCCAUUUUCCCCUUCUUUUUCCUUUUUUUCUUUGUUUUUCUUUGUGUUUUUUCCACUUUUUUCCUCUUUAAAAAUUUUUCUUUAUAAAUUUUCUUCCCCUUCCUUCUUCCCCUCUUCCCUUUCCCCUCUUUCUUUUUCUUUUUUUUUUAAUUUUCCCUUUUUUGUCUUUGUUUUUCUUUCUUAAUUUUCCUUUUUUUUCUAUCUUUUUUCUCCUUUUUUCCCCCCUUUUCCCCUUUUUUCUCCUUUUUUCCAUUUUCUUUAUCAAUUUCCUCCCCUCUCCUCCUUCCCCUCCUCUCUUUUUUCCCAAUCCCGAAGUUUCUGCUCCGUUGUCCCAAAGAGCUGCAAUUGGAGAGACAAAAUAAAAAAUCCAAAAAACGACCAAAACUCAACAAAAAACCCCAAAACCUCCCCCGGGGAGUUGGGAACUUCGUGAAA